This is a messenger RNA of Momordica charantia (bitter melon), 1352 nucleotides long. RefSeq names its product SC35-like splicing factor 28 (gene SCL28). Gene Ontology annotation, molecular function: DNA binding; RNA binding. The record is from RefSeq and is a predicted model, not a curated record. Gene Ontology annotation, biological process: spermatogenesis; sperm DNA condensation. Gene Ontology annotation, cellular component: nucleus; nucleosome. Lineage: Eukaryota; Viridiplantae; Streptophyta; Magnoliopsida; Cucurbitales; Cucurbitaceae.
CAAGCCCUUAUUUUCAGUUCUACCCCGAUCGGACCAUCGGUGGACGUUUAAAUAUUUGAACCGUAGGGUUUAGGCCUUUGGGCAGCCCUAUCAUCUUCAUCUCUCCAAUCUUCAUUUUCCCACUAGGGUUAGGUUAGGGUUAGGGUUUUUUCUGUCGUGUGAUACACGUUUGCAGGUUCUUGGUAGCGCUUCGUCUUCCCAGAGAGAAACGUUCAUAACUCACUAUGGCGAGGUACCGGAGCCGGAGCAGAAGCUACAGCCCUCGCCGGCGCAGCAGAAGCCCGCCGCGCGGGCGGAAGCGGUAUGACGACGACCCUCGAGACCGGUACCACGAAAGCAGGUCUUACAGGGACCGUCGCUCUCCCGCUCCUUCUGGGUUACUCGUGCGCAAUCUCCCUCUUGAUGCCAGGCCGGAAGAUCUUAGGACUCCGUUUGAGCGAUUUGGUCCUGUCAAGGAUGUGUAUCUGCCUAAGAACUACUACACUGGGGAGCCCCGGGGAUUUGGGUUUGUAAAGUUCCGAUUUGCAGAAGAUGCAGCUGAAGCAAAACAACAGCUAAAUCAUACAGUUAUAGGUGGUCGGGAGAUACGAAUUGUGUUUGCUGAGGAGAACAGGAAAACUCCUCAAGAAAUGCGUGUGACUUCACGUUCAAGUGGCAGAAGCUACCGAAGGCGGUCUCCAGCAAGGUCUCCAAGACGGCGAUAUCGUUCUUACUCGCGCUCUCCUUCACCUGCCAGGCAUGACUCAAGGAACCGUGGGGCAAGGGAUGAGUAUCUCUCUCCUGCAAGAUCUAGAUCAAUUUCACGAUCUCGUUCCCCUCAUGAUAGGCGAGAUUAUAGCCGGUCUCCAAGUCCAAAGGAGAACGGUCGGAGCCCUCGUGAAGUGGACAUUGAACGCAGUAGGUCAAGGAGUCUGAGGGCUGAUAGCCGCAGUCCUUCUGGAUCUCGCUCACAAUCCUAUAGCCCUCGGUGAUGGAUGCACCGUGCCGCUACUACAGUCCUCAAGAUUUCUUUAGCAUGCCUUGAGUUGCGGCCAGAUGUAGUUUGCUAUUCGAUGCCAUGGAGUUGUGUAAGGGAAUUUUAAUUUAUAUGUUUUAGUUGGGAGGCAGGAGUUGAGUUGAGAACUCUUUAUCCAAAAAAAAAAGGAGUUGAAUUGAGAGCAAUGAGUGAAGGAGUUUACUUGAUCAUGUGAAUUCAUGCUGGUAGAGUCAUAGACUACUUUUUACUAGAUUUAGAAUUUUGGGUUCAGUGGAUUUCGUUUGACUCUUGUAUAUGAUAGUGGUUGUAUUUGCUGAUACCUUUAGCGUUUGAAAAACAUAGGAUGCUCAAAUCUAAUGACUUGUUUCUUUUGCAA